AUGGAGGACUGGAAUGGAAGACCUCCAGGGGCCGCCGGCCCGAGUUCUAGACAGUAUUCGUAUUGGGAUGGUCAACGGGCGCCGAGUCUGGGGUUUAAACAGCGGAUAAAGCAUUUUACUUGGACAUGGUUUGCGAUGACCAUGGCAACUGGCGGUCUUGCGAAUAUGAUACAUUCUAUCCCCCUUCGAUUCCCAGGGCUGUAUGAAAUCGGAUGCUUCUUUUUUCUAUUCAAUAUAGUUCUGUUCGCUUUCAACAUCGCAAUGAUAUCCACUCGAUUUUACCUAUAUCCUGUCACAUUCAGGGCUUCGUUUAUACAUCCUACCGAAUCCCUUUUCGCGCCGGCUGCUAUCAUAAGUUUCGGGACUAUCUUGAUCAACAUCACACAAUAUGGGACACGGAGUACGGUCGACAGGGGACAUGGGCUUCAAGUGGAUACAUGGUUGACAGAAGCAAUGAUGGUACUCUUCUGGAUUUAUUGUGCGUUAGCGAUAAUCUUCUCGUGUGGCAUUUAUUUGGUCAUGUGGUCCACCCAAACCUUUACCAUAUCCCGUAUGACACCUACUUGGAUCUUUCCUGCGUAUCCACUGCUUCUUGCUGGACCGUACGCUGGCAAUCUCGCUGGCAAACUCCCGAACCAUCGGGCGCUUCAGGUGAUUAUUGGGGGUUACGUCCUACAGGCAACAGGUUUCAUGGUGGCAUUCAUGAUCUAUGCUUCAUUCAUCUAUCGCCUGAUGACAGAAAAGCUGCCUAGGGAAUCAGUCCGACCCGGGAUGUUCAUAUCAGUCGGCCCUUCUGGCUUCACCAUCAACGGCAUAAUGAACAUGGGCAAUCUACUUCCUGCUAUCUUAGAGUCACACGAAGAGUUCAUGGGAAUAGAUGGAAAAUUAGCUGGGGCGAUAUCCAUGGUCAUCGCUAACUGGACUGGAAUCUGGAUGUGGGGACUGGCUCUCUGGUUCUUUCUUAUUUCCAUCGGAGCACACUAUAGCAGUGCCGCCAAAGGACAUAUGGAGUUUGCGAUGACGUGGUAUUCCUUCGUCUUCCCGAACACCGCACUUGUGUCCGCGACGUUUACCGUGGCAAAGGUAUUAGGCCCAAGUCGCCCGAUCCAAAUCUUCGGAUGCGUGCUUGCAUGCAUGGUUCUCCUUACCUGGGCCUUCGUGUUCUGUAUGACGAUCCGCGCCGUCAUCACUCGUCAGGUUCUGUGGCCUCAGAUGCAGGAGGACCGUGAUGAAGGUGGUUUUGCUCGCGGUCGGGUUGAGGAAGAGACGAUGACUGCCGUCCGAGCCGCUGCAGCGCUCGAGGGUAGGCCCGGCACCCUGUCAAGCAACGGUAAUUCAGACAUACGAGACGGUGUCAGGCGGCGUAGGGCUGGUACCUUGGAGAGGAUGCUACGUGACAAGGAGGAGGAAGAAGUGGUGGGUAGAAUGAGCACGGAUAGGGCCCCCAGAAGCCGCGUGGACGAGGAAGCCAAUGCGAUAGUUCGAGCUUAUUCGAACCUAUCUUCGGUGUGA
This is a messenger RNA of Eremomyces bilateralis CBS 781.70, 1512 nucleotides long. RefSeq lists its product as uncharacterized. Bases 1 to 1512 code for a protein of 503 amino acids. The transcript has 3 exons. Lineage: Eukaryota; Fungi; Ascomycota; Dothideomycetes; Eremomycetales; Eremomycetaceae. The record is from RefSeq and is a predicted model, not a curated record. Gene Ontology annotation, molecular function: malate transmembrane transporter activity. Gene Ontology annotation, cellular component: membrane. Gene Ontology annotation, biological process: malate transmembrane transport.